Molecule: messenger RNA, 1700 nt
Organism: Drosophila busckii
Lineage: Eukaryota; Metazoa; Arthropoda; Insecta; Diptera; Drosophilidae
Gene: Sans
Product: Usher syndrome type-1G protein homolog
Exons: 6
Coding region: 93-1613 (506 amino acids)
Molecular function (GO): protein binding
Source: RefSeq, a predicted model, not a curated record
CUUUAGUUUACUAGAGCGCGUAUUUAAGAUCGCAAGUGAAAUUUUCUAAGAAUUGCAAGCGCACGCAUUCCGAUGCCUAUGGAAAUAGCUGAAUGAUAAGAGCGCUAAAAAUGUCUACUGAUCGAUUUCACAAAGCUGCCAAGGACGGACUACUGGAUGUGCUAAAUGAUGCUACACGCAAGGAUGCCAAUGCCAAGGACGAUGAUUCCAUGACACCGGUUAUGUGGGCGGCCUUUGAAGGUCAUUUGGAUGCAUUGCGUCUUCUCUGUGGCCGAGGUGGCGAUCCCGAUAAAUGCGAUCAGUUCGGCAAUACAGCUUUGCAUCUGGCGGCAGCUAAGGGACAUUUACAGUGUGUGGAUUUUCUGAUUAAAUUUGGGGUGAACAUAUAUGCCUUGGAUAUAGACAGACACAAUGCCAAAGAUCUGGCGGCUAUAAACAAUCGCGAUGAGAUACUUAGAUAUUUAGAUACAGCAGCGGCAAACUUCGAGGCAAAUGAAAAAAAAAAGUGCAAGGUAUUAAAGGAGUAUGCGGAAAAGGACUGCGAGAAGCGCAUUAAAGAGUAUAUGAAGCGUCAGCAGCAGCAGCGACAGGACUAUGUGGAUGCUAAGCCAAGCGGGUUGACCAGUGCAGCGGCUAGCAGUAAGACGAAUAUGCUGUCUACUUUGAAGCAAAAGAUUUGGUCCAGCCAGGGUAAUCUCAACAAAUCUUCGCGUGAGCCAGCAGCGCAACAGUUCAGCGAUUUAGUGGGCAGUGGUGGAAGCAGCAGCGGCAGUGGCGGCUCCACCAUUGCCAGUCGCAUGGGUACAGUACAAAAGAGGACACCGCAGCAUAGUAGCGCCUGUCCUCAUGCACCACCCAAUGCAGGCGGAUUUAAGGUCCGUGAACUAGAGCCGGAUGGCAAGCGUACGAUGACCUCAUUGACGGGCGUCCAGCGUGAUUCGGAAGUUUUAUAUGUAGGCACUUUCAGCUCCACGGAAGAAUCCGUUGGCAAGCGCGGCAAGAUAGCUGAUGUCUUCGAACUAAACGCAGAACUAGAACGUGGGUACAGUUCCAGCUUGGCGCGCUCCUUUUCCCAACCAGACAUUUUAGGUGACGAACAGUUGAGCGAGGAUCUGCUUGUGCAGCGUCCUGUAGGACUUUUUGAUCGCCCCACCAUGUUGGGUAGCAUUGCCUUUCGACGCUCUGUAACCGCAGCCCUUAGUCAGUUACAACUGCAUACAGCUGAAGUGGAUAGCAGCAGCUCCACCAUGCGCAAUGGCAAAGUCAACAAGAGAGGCACUAACGCCAGCAAGCCACGCCUGUACUUAAAUCUUUCCGAUGAUUCGGAUGACUCCGAGUGCGUAGCAGAUGAUGUCUACAGCGAAGAGGAGGAGGAUGAGCAGCAGUUCACAGCAAGCGCGCUGCAACGAUUUCUAACCGUUUGGGCCUUGGAGGAGUAUCUGCCAGUUUUUCAAAAACAACAAAUCGAUCUUGAGACUUUAAUGCUGCUGACCGAGGCGGAUCUCAAGUCGUUGGCGCUGCCAUUGGGACCCUUUCGCAAGCUUACCUUCGCUAUACAAGAGCGACGAAAUGCUUUGAGUAAUCCUGGUCCCUUGAUAGACAGUCGGCUCUAGAAUUUUACAGAAUACAACAUUCAAUUCAAUUUGAAAAUUUUCAAUGAAACAUAUCAUAAUUUUUGUAUAAAAGCGGCUAAAACUUUA